CCUCUCCAUUGGCUGGCCCCGUGGAGAGAACUAGCUGUGGGAAUCUGGAGAGCAAGGCACAGGAUACAUGGGCGGGAACGUUGCCUUGUUUCCGUGUGUCUGAGCCCUGCAAGGAAUGCUAUUUCUGACAUACUCCUGUUUAAAUUGUCCAGAGCUGCUUCAGGUUCGUCUGGCUAACUCUACAGUUUUCCCAAAUAGCCCCCUGACAAUGUCAGGUCUGGCUGAGCGGCAGAAAGGGAGUUUUUUUAAGCUGAUUGACACGCUUGUCUUCGAAAUUGGAGAGCUGAAAAUGGUUCACUCUGUUCCCGAUGCAAAGGAAGAUGCUCACUCUGCUAGGUGGCUAGGUUUGCAGAGGGAUAUGGAGUAUAACUCUGAGAAAGAACAAGCUGCCAAAUACUGGCUGAGGGAUUCUGGCUACGAAAGCUUCAUCUGCAACCUCAGCAUAUUUGAUCGCCUUCUGCACACCUAUCCAGUCUGGCUACAACUCGGCUUGAGUGAUGAAAUCGCCCUUCGUAUUCUGCAGCCAGAAGACCCUGGGAUCUUUCUGGUCCGAAAAUCAUGCAGGACUCAGAAGAAAAUCAUAUCCAUGCGAUUACCCGAGUCAGGACCACGCUUUAUCCAGGACUUUCCAAUCAAGGAAAGCCAGUAUACCUUCUCCCUGGAAGGAUCCUGCCUGAGUUUUGCAGACUUGUUUCGGCUCAUUGCUUUCUACUGUAUUAGCAGUUUGCAGAGGGAUAUGGAGUAUAACUCUGAGAAAGAACAAGCUGCCAAAUACUGGCUGAGGGAUUCUGGCUACGAAAGCUUCAUCUGCAACCUCAGCAUAUUUGAUCGCCUUCUGCACACCUAUCCAGUCUGGCUACAACUCGGCUUGAGUGAUGAAAUCGCCCUUCGUAUUCUGCAGCCAGAAGACCCUGGGAUCUUUCUGGUCCGAAAAUCAUGCAGGACUCAGAAGAAAAUCAUAUCCAUGCGAUUACCCGAGUCAGGACCACGCUUUAUCCAGGACUUUCCAAUCAAGGAAAGCCAGUAUACCUUCUCCCUGGAAGGAUCCUGCCUGAGUUUUGCAGACUUGUUUCGGCUCAUUGCUUUCUACUGUAUUAGCAGGGACGUGUUGCCUUUCCCUUUAAAACUGCCUUGUGGUAUCACAACUGCCAAGACGGAGACAGAACUGGAAGCAAUUGCAUUCUUGGGUCUCGAGUUCUGGAGUUCUUCUGUGUACAAGAGAGCAGCCAAGAGUCCCCCUGCACCUUCCACCAGUCCACUCAGCACUUGCACAGAGGCGAAGCAACAGCCUCUCUCAAACAAAGUACAUUCCAUACGGACUCGAACGCCUUCAGAGCUGGAAUGCUGCCAGACCAAUGGUGCUCUGUGCUUUAUUAAUCCCCUCUUUCUCGAGGUCCACAGCAAAGACAUUCGCAACAGCCUGAAAAGGCAGUGUCCACGAACCGGGGAGACGGGCAGGCCCUGCUCCCUACCUCCUCGCCCACCGCCACUGCGGGCGGGCACAAACAUGAACCAGACGGUCAGACACCCGGAGGCUAAAGCUGCUCCGAUUCCACCGCCUCGCAGCAAGAAGCUGGCAAACAGCUCGGAGAUGGAGAGAAACCUGACACCCCUGCAUGAUGAUGAUGGGACUGCAGUGAAAUCGCUUGUGGCGGAGGAGGCAGUGACUGCUGCAGGCAAGGGCGAGGCACAAGCAUUACACAACGUGGCUCGCUGCUACAGUAGUGAAGGAUCAGCUGCGAGUCUCAGCGCUCACAUGCAGGAGAUCAAAGAGAGUCAGAGGCUGAGCGACAUGAGCAUGUCCACCACGUCCACGGAAUCAGACUCGAGCACCAUGGACGUGGACCGCGGCUGCCCCUACCACCGAGACACCAACAGCAGCCUGGAGUAUUCCGACGGGGAGAGCGACCAAGAGGUGCCCCCUCCGCCCUGCAACCCCAAGAAGAAACGGCACAGCUCCUUCGUCUUCCCCAAAAUCGUCAAGAACCACAUUCAGAAAGUGAGCGGGGUGUUCAACUCCUUCAUGACGCCAGAGAAACGGAUGGUGAAGAAGAUAGCAGAGAUGGCCCGGGACAAGCAGACCUACUUUGGGUGCCUGAUCCAGGACUACAUCAGCUUCUUCAAGGAAAACAAGGACUGCCACGUCUCCAGCACGGACAUGCUGCUCACUAUCCGCCAGUUCAUGACCCAGGUCAAAAUCUACUUGACCCAGAGCUCGGAAUUGAACCCGCCAAUUGAGUCCCUCAUUCCCGAGGAUGAAAUAGAUAUUGUUUUGGAGAAAGCAAUGCACAAAUGCAUUUUGAAGCCCCUGAAAUCUUACAUUUAUACAACUUUGAUACAAUUCCAUGCGGCUGAUGGCUCCUGGAAGGAGUUGAAGGAAAAUCUGAUCUCAGUUAAACAGAAGGUACCUCAGGAGCUGGGAGUUAAUGCUGCCAUCCCUGACACUGUUACCCUGGAGAAAAUAAAACAUAAAUUUUCAAACAUGCGCAAGACGUACUCUCCAGAGAAGAAGGUAUUCCUACUGCUGAGGGUCUGCAAAGUUAUCUACACUGCUAUGGAGAACAACUCAGGGAGAUUAUAUGGGGCUGAUGACUUCCUGCCUAUGUUGACCUACAUAAUAGCCCAGUGUGAUAUGCCUGAGUUGGAUAUUGAAAUUGAAUACAUGAUGGAGCUCUUGGACCCAUCUCUGCUGCACGGAGAAGGUGGCUAUUACCUGACUAGUGCAUAUGGAGCCCUGUCGCUAAUAAAGAAUUUCCAAGAAGAACAGGCAGCCAGGUUACUGAGCUCACAGACCAGGAACACUCUGAACCAAUGGCACAAAAGGAGGACUACGCAUAUUAGAAGCAUUCCCACCGUGGAAGACUUUCAGAACUACAUGCGUGUGGCCUUCAACAACAUGUCAAGUGGCUGCACAGCCAAGACGUUACAGGUACAACCCUUUACCACGACAGAGGAGCUGUGUGCCCUUUGUGCCGCCAAGUUCCACGUGGAGGACACUGAGAACUACGGGCUCUUCCUCCUCAUAAAUGACACUUGGCAGCAGUUGGCUGCCGACACCUUCCCCCAGAAGAUCAAGGCCGAGCUGCACAGCAGGGCCCCGCCUCAGCUCUUCCACUUUGUCUACAAGCACCUUCACAGUGACCUCCCCAUCAACGCCAACAUCGCCUCCGAGGAAUACGAUCGAACUCCGUGAGCAAGGACUUGCGCGGUCUUCGAGCACCUUGAAGGCUGUUUGGUCGUGCUUGAUAUGACUUUUGUGGCACGCCAGAGGGCGCUUGCACUUGUAACCCUGUAGACCUUAACAUGUGAAGCCUUGCCAAUGUUCGUGGAACUGUGUGCAAUGCUCUGCAAGUGAUGCAGCUGGUUAUUGGGUCAUUGCAUCGUCUUGAAACAGGUAUUCACUCUGUGUGUGGCAAAGAGCAGUCAGAUGCAAUGCAUCAGUAAAACUCACUCUAGUUGGAUGCUUUGCAUCCUUCUCUUAACCUUAAAAAGUGGGGAUAAAAUCAGUUUGGGCGCAGGCUGCAUGAAUGGUUUUAUGCUUAUAGGAAAACUCUGUGUUUCUGUGGAUCCCAGAGACAUUAAUUUGAUAGCAGUUGCUGGUUAACUGAGAGGCCUUUUUUUAUUAUUAUAUUUUUAAGCCAGAAUUUAUUAUUAUUAUAAACAUCUGGGCAUAUAAUGGUAACAAUUAAUUUGGGGAUUUCUUUUUUAUUAUUCAUGAUGUAUAUUGAUUUUUUUUAAAUCUCUUGACCAUAAUGGUGGCGCUGACGAAUUAAAUUGUUCUUUAGAUCAUUCACCUUACAGCUGUUGUACUAUAAGAUAAUAGCGCGGAGGUGCUUUCUGCCCCAUGACACCAUCUGGGUUUCAGUUCAGCUCCAGCAUCAAAAUGGAUGACAGCGUGGUGCUGUACACGAACUAGGUGGCCUUUGUCCAGGGAAAGGAUUGCUGAUCCAGGCUUCGUAAUUGGUGUCCAGUUCCACAUUGGUUUAGUUUGGCAACAGGCCCCUCAGCCCACCGAGUCCACGACGACCAUCGAUCACCCACUUGACUGUUGCAGAAUUAAUUUACUGGAAUGGUAUCUGGGAUGUUCGAUUUCAGCUAUACGGAGGGAUCAGAGGUGCAAGUUAUUUCAGAGUAGAAAUGUUCAAGGGGAGAGGUGAGGGAAGCCUUCAAAAUCAAGGAGGAUUUAAGUAGAGUGACUAAGGUGAAUAUUCUCUGGUAGAUAGUCAGAAAUCAGAAAUAAUUGAUUUAACACAAUUGGCAAAAGAAUUAGAGGUGACAUGAUUUGCUGUAUGUUGCUGUGAAUGGCAGUAAUUACAGCAAGAUUUAAAUAGAUUCUAAUAUCUUUCAAAGGGAUUUGGAUGUGUGAUUGAAAGAGGUGAAAUGUACAGGGGUGUGGAAUGGGAAUAGUACUGAUUGACUAGAUUACUCAAAGAGCUGGCUGACAAUUCAAGGGCCAGAUAUUUCCUUCCUGUGCAAUAUUGUUCUAUGGAUCCGUGGAGGCAACGUAAGGUGACAGAAAUAGCAAGAGGCCAGGCCCUGGAGCACAGUGAUAAGCCCGAACUGAAGUCUGUAUAAAACCUGUACUUUAUGUAAGCCAAGAGUGCUUGGUUAUGAUAUUGUGCCAAGAUACAGUGGAAAACAUUUAUUUGCUUGCUAUCCCGGAAGAUCAUAGUAUAAUGGAAACGCACAAGAGGUAGUGCAAAAACAGAAAGAAAACUGUGAAAGAAAAGGAGUGCCAGAUAUAGUAUUACAGCUACAGAGAAAGGGCUGUUAAAAAAAAAAGUGCAAAGGCUACAACAAGGUAGAUUGGAAGGUGGAGAAUGCUUGUGAGAGUUCUGUUCAAGAGUUUUUUGAAUAGGGUAGUAUCUGUCUUUACGGGAAAGGGAAGGAGAGGGAAUGAGCUGAAUGCGAAUGGUCCUUGAUUGUGUUGGCUGCUUUCCCAAGGCAGUGAGAGAUGUAGAUGGAGUCGAUGGGGAUGGAGUCUGGUUUGCGUAAAUAUCUGGGCUGCAUUCACACCAUUCUGCUAUUGGGCAGAGCAAUUGCCAAACCAGAGAGUAUACUUCCUAGAAGUAUCUGUAGAUAUCAUUAGGAUUCGUUGAAAAGAGUAAGGUGUGUUGCUUUUCCUAAUAUUAUUUAUCAUGGGGCACAUCUCACAUUAUUGGUACAGCCCCUUGUACCAAAAGGAGCUUUUAAUAUUAUAGAGGUGGGCAUUGGAAAGUGAGGAUGGGAGGGAGGAGAAAACAAUCCGCAUAAGAAGCAAAAAAACAAAAUGGUUUUUCAAAGGGUGUGGAUGGGCCUGGCAGUGAAGGAGUUAAAUAUGGUCAAGUAUUAUAGGUUUAGCUUCCAGCUUCACAUAUCACUUGAAUCCACCUUCUCUGCUGAGCUGCCAGAUGAUAUCAUGGGUAGAAAGCAAAACCUGAUACUGUAUCUAAAGUCAGUUGUUUACAUCUCUGUAUCUUUCCCGCAAAAUAAUGACCACGUCAACAUUCCACGCUAGCAUUUUAGUGCUAUACUAAAUAAUAAAAUGUCAAUAUCCACUAUAUAUUUUUACAAUGGACAUAGAGGGUCCCACCUCUGAUGACUUGACUGUGCCUGCAUUAACAUUCUUCUAUCUACGCUCUGCCCGGAAAUUAGAUGAACUUUAAUGUGCUCCUACCUGGAGCAGUGCUCUUUCCUGUCAGUAACUUGAGUUAGAAUCUAGCCCAGAGCACCAGGAUCAAACACUCCUUUGUGCUACGAGUCUGGCUUAAAACAGGCACACGCGCACACACUUUGGCACUAAAUGAGACGGUCUGAAUUUGAGGAGCGCAAGGACGGCGCUGGGAAAGGGAAAGUUUCUGGUUGAUCCAACAAGGAGACUUGGGGGCUUGCUCGGGACAUCGGAUCCCUCGUCAGUACCCAGAGUACACUGAACCCUGGCAGCAUUACAUUACACCUGUUGUGUCCCGGCUUACGGAGAACCCCAUGUGAGUGAUGGGGACAGGAAAAUUAGGAGAAAAUCCUGCACUCUUAAACCUCUCAGUUGAGGAUAUUCAGGCUGCCAGUGGAGGGGAAAGAAAAUAAUGGCCUACUUGUAUAUCCUGUGGUUUCUGUUCUGAUUGCCUCUGCACAUGGGCUUCCAGCAGGCAGGGUGUCUGCUACCUCUGCAGCAUGGUCAGUCUGGUGAGCAUCUGCUGCCCCCUCUGGCCAGGCUUGCUCCUACAGGGAACCUUGAGGAGCAACAGGAAAGGAUCAUAGACUGGGUGGUGCAGCGGUAGAGUUGCUGCCUUACCGCGCCAGAGACCCGGGUUCGAUCCAGAACACGGGUGCUGCCUGUAUGGAGUGUAUGCAUUCUCCCUGUGACCUGCGUGGGUUUUCUCCGGAUGCUUCGGUUUCCGUCCACACUCCAAAGAGGUACAGGUUUGUAGGUUAAUUAGCAUCAAUAGAAUUGUAAAUUGUCCCUACUUUGUAUAGGAUGGUGUGCGUGUGCGGGCAUCCCUGGUCGGCGCAGAAUCGGUGGGCCGAAGGGCCUGAUUCCGUGCUGUAUCUCUAAACUGAAGUCAACUUGGUUCUCCAACUUUUUCCUCCUUCCUGAACCAUUGAGUGGACAAUCCACAUAAAAUGAAGAUUUAUGCUCAGUGCCAAACCUGGGUGUGCUAACAAAGUGGGAAACAAAGUACUCCAUUUCCUUGCACUGACACCUUCCUGAUGACCAGAAAAGUACAAUAAAAGGGUCGACCCUGUUUAUCUUCCACAGUUUCCCAGUUGUUUGUGGAAUAAAAUUAUGCAUUGUGUGUAAAGGUCCAAAGGAAAGGUUUGACGUGGAAAGACAUGGAGGCAAAUUACGACCAUGAAAAUUUGAAAUGGAAUUAUGUUCUUCAAGAAAAAUAACUCCAGGUCUCCUCCAUAAACAGUUUUAUUUUGUGUAGAAUGAGCUGGCUCUGUGUAGUAAAACAGACACCAUCAGCAGAGCCAGGAUCUGAUAGUUGUGAUCGCUAUACAGCAUGGAACUUGCCUAUGGCCCAACUUGCCUAUGCCAACUAGGAUGCCCCAUUUACACUAGUCCCAUCCACCUGCAUUUGGAGAUAUCCCUCUAAACUUUUCCUAUCCACGUACCUGACCAAAUGUCUUUUAAAAAAGACCAAUGGAGAAGGCAGGCAUCGAUCUCGCUACCUCUUGCAUGCGUUAACCAGCGCUCUGCCAUUUGAGCUAAAUCCCCACCAUAAUCAUCUAUAAUGAAGAUGCCAGCAAACACAUUUCUAAAUUGGAAAAGUGACCACUCCGCAGGAGAGGCAUUUUGUGUCAUUUGCACAUCACUCUGGGGCUGUUUGCCGUUGUUUAUGUUUCCAUUUGUCAACGUUACAAAAUAUCCUUCCAAGCUUAACACUGGCUGCCAAACAAAUACGACAUUAGCUGCAAAUGAAAGCUCCAAUGGAUCACAUUUCUGAUUCUGUUGACAAGAAUCGGGAUUCUCUGUUCCGACUAUGUCAGCCAGCAAGAUUUAUAAGGAGGGAACUAUUCUGUGCAUCAGUCUCCUUGACAUUUUCAGCAGUUGCUAGACUGAUAAAUCACAAGGGAACAUUAGGCAUUGGGAGUUGCAGCAAUCCCGUGAGUUACAUUAAAUGUCUGAGUUCUCAACUACUUUGCAAUUUGAUUCCCAUGAAUUGGCGAUAUAUUCUUCAGGGCUACACCUGAGUCUUUUAGUCUUAUCACCCUGAAUUUCAAAGAUAGGAAUUGUCCCAGUUUUGUGCUCCUUUACUCGUUUAGUGCAUUUCCAACAACGUUCGGGGUUUUACGCAAGAGCAGCUUAUUCACUGGUUAAUGCCAUCCUUUGUUUCAGUGAUGCAAUUGCAUCUUGCUCUGCGCAUUCGCUGGUUAAUGAAGCAAAAUUGACAAUUGCCAGUUUAGUGCAGGUUAUUCCAUUGUGUACUAUGGGAACAAAUUGUUAACCUAAAAUUGGCUUGCAUUAAGAUGACACUUAGGUAGAUUGUCUUUUUUUAAAUGAAGCAGCUGUAGCGGCACCUGGUGGUGCCUUGUGGUGAUCGAACCCUCGGGGUUGGCUGAAGAAAUCUCAUGAGCAUGGGUGUACUAUUGGCAGUUUGUUUUUGCAGUAACUGUCAGUCCAGCACCCACACUUGUGGAAGCAACAUUAUUUUUGGUUGCCUUAUUGGACUUGGGUGACUCAAUGUUUGUGUUCUAAAAUAAAGAACUUUUCGUACACCCUAAAGUCUCGACUCGCCAAACAGGGUUUGUGAUUUGUAUUUGUAGUUUAGAACUGCACUAAGAAUUUGUAUACCAGUAUUGCAAUAAUAUUUUGGUACAUCAGUCCAAAACCAUUUUAUACUGUAGUCACAUACUGUGCAAAUUCUGUACAACUGAAACAUUGGAUUUUGCACGCAAUAAAAAUUGAAUGUUUUAGUUACA
This is a messenger RNA of Amblyraja radiata (thorny skate), 8403 nucleotides long. RefSeq names its product ras and Rab interactor 2. The transcript has 15 exons. Bases 116 to 3193 code for a protein of 1025 amino acids. NCBI's taxonomy places the organism in Eukaryota, Metazoa, Chordata, Chondrichthyes, Rajiformes, Rajidae. The record is from RefSeq and is a predicted model, not a curated record. Gene Ontology annotation, cellular component: cytosol; endocytic vesicle. Gene Ontology annotation, molecular function: guanyl-nucleotide exchange factor activity; small GTPase binding. Gene Ontology annotation, biological process: vesicle-mediated transport; signal transduction.